Coffea arabica (coffee) is the source of this 372-nucleotide messenger RNA. RefSeq names its product SWR1 complex subunit 6-like. The record is from RefSeq and is a predicted model, not a curated record. NCBI's taxonomy places the organism in Eukaryota, Viridiplantae, Streptophyta, Magnoliopsida, Gentianales, Rubiaceae.
AUGGAGGAUGAUGUAUCGAAUUCAGUUCGAAGAAUGUCAACUCGGUCCUGCAAGGUUGCUCCCAAAAUGGCGGCUGCACAUCCCAGCUCUGAUAAUCGAACUCUGGCGAUUCUUGAUUGGCUGGAUGCUUUGGAAAAUGGCAAUGGUGCAACGGAGGCAGCACAGAAAAUUGUUGAUGAUGAUGAUGAAGCUUCUCUUGAUGAUGAUGAUGAUGACCAAGUUUUUUAUCAAAAGAAACAAUCUAAGAAUACAAAACGGAAAACUCGUCAGGCUGAAGCGUUAGAGAAUGCUAACAGGGCAUUGAGAAUAUUUCUCAAGCUCUUGGAUAAAGUAUCUCGAACUAAACAAUGCAACACUGUUUUACCUUUUUAG